Nanorana parkeri is the source of this 3418-nucleotide messenger RNA. RefSeq names its product hyperpolarization activated cyclic nucleotide gated potassium channel 2 (gene HCN2). Bases 146 to 2548 code for a protein of 800 amino acids. Gene Ontology annotation, biological process: potassium ion transport; transmembrane transport. The transcript is spliced from 8 exons. Gene Ontology annotation, cellular component: membrane. Gene Ontology annotation, molecular function: voltage-gated potassium channel activity. The record is from RefSeq and is a predicted model, not a curated record. Lineage: Eukaryota; Metazoa; Chordata; Amphibia; Anura; Dicroglossidae.
GAACGGGGAGUGCAGGCGGGAGCUUUUCGAGACGCCGCCCCGGGAACACAAGGUGUCCUUCUCCACCGAACCUCCGCGGGGGUCCUCCCCGGGGAAAGACACCGAGGAUGGCGAGGCCGGAGAAGGGGAUCCUCGGUCCGGCUUUAUGCAGCGCCAGCUUUCUGCCAUGCUUCAACCCGGGGUCAACAAGUUCUCCCUUCGGAUGUUCGGGAGCGAGAAAGCGGUGGAGAGGGAGCAGGAGAGGGUGAAAUCCGCGGGGGCCUGGAUCAUACACCCGUACAGUGACUUCAGGUUUUAUUGGGAUUUCACAAUGCUGCUCUUUAUGGUUGGGAACCUAAUUAUCAUUCCUGUGGGAAUCACUUUCUUCAAAGAGGAAACUACCAUACCAUGGAUCAUAUUUAAUGUGGUGUCAGACACCUUCUUUCUUAUGGACUUGGUUCUGAACUUCCGAACUGGUAUCAUUAUUGAGGACAACACUGAGAUUAUCUUGGAUCCACAGAAGAUCAAGCGCAAAUAUCUGCGCACAUGGUUCGUGGUGGACUUUGUGUCCUCCAUCCCUGUGGAUUACAUAUUUCUCAUUGUAGAAAAGGGCAUUGACUCUGAAGUUUAUAAGACGGCCCGUGCUUUAAGAAUUGUGAGGUUUACCAAGAUCCUCAGCCUCCUGAGGUUACUUCGACUUUCCAGACUCAUUCGGUAUAUUCAUCAAUGGGAAGAGAUCUUCCACAUGACCUAUGACCUGGCCAGCGCAGUGAUGAGAAUUUUUAACCUGAUUGCCAUGAUGCUACUGCUUUGUCACUGGGAUGGAUGUCUUCAGUUCCUGGUUCCAAUGCUCCAAGACUUCCCCAGUAAUUGUUGGGUUUCCAUCAACAAGAUGGUGAAUGACUCGUGGAGUGAACUGUACUCCUUCGCCCUGUUCAAGGCCAUGAGCCACAUGCUGUGCAUUGGUUACGGGCGCCAGGCCCCAGAAAGCAUGACUGAUAUCUGGCUUACAAUGUUGAGCAUGAUAGUGGGCGCUACAUGCUACGCCAUGUUCAUUGGACAUGCCACAGCUCUCAUCCAGUCACUGGACUCAUCCCGCAGACAGUACCAAGAAAAGUACAAGCAAGUUGAGCAGUACAUGUCCUUUCAUAAGCUGCCUGCCGAUUUUCGUCAAAGGCUUCAUGACUAUUACGAACAUCGUUACCAGGGGAAGAUGUUUGAUGAAGACAGUAUCCUUGAAGAGCUAAAUGAGCCUUUGAGAGAGGAAAUAGUGAACUUCAACUGCCGCAAGCUGGUAGCAUCAAUGCCACUCUUUGCCAAUGCUGAUCCCUGCUUCGUUACGGCAAUGCUGACCAAACUAAAAUUUGAGGUGUUCCAGCCCACGGAUUACAUCAUUCGGGAGGGAACCAUCGGCAAGAAGAUGUACUUCAUCCAGCAUGGUGUUGUCAGCGUACUUACCAAGGGCAACAAGGAGGUGAAGCUCUCGGAUGGCUCCUACUUUGGAGAGAUCUGCCUGCUGACACGGGGGCGACGGACUGCCAGUGUCCGCGCCGACACAUACUGCCGUCUCUACUCACUCUCUGUGGAUAAUUUCAAUGAGGUGUUGGAGGAAUACCCAAUGAUGCGGCGUGCAUUUGAGACGGUUGCCAUAGACAGACUGGAUAGAAUAGGGAAGAAGAAUUCCAUCCUCAUGCACAAGGUUCAACAUGACUUGAACUCAGGUGUCUUCAACAACCAGGAGAAUGAAAUAAUACAAGAGAUUGUCAAGUAUGAUCGGGAGAUGGUGCAGCAAGCUGAGCUCCAUCAACACCAACUAAGCGGUGGGAUGUAUGCCACAUGCAAUCCUCCCUCUCCUCAACCCCAGGUCCCAUCUGCCAUAGCAACUUUGCAGCAAGCUGUGGCCAUGAGCUUUUGUCCCCCAAUGGCCAGCCCACUAGUGGGUUCCCCGCGUAUAAUGAGGCGACUCCAAUAUGCCCAAGGAGGGCCUGGAGCUUUUUCUAUAUCCCCAGCUCUUUUCCAGCCAUCCCUGCAGCUCUUGCAGCAUCAUCCACCCCCCCAGCAGGUUCCACGUAGGCCAUCCACUGCUGUGCCCAGUCCCCCCAACCAAUCACCACGAGUGUCUCAGAACUUUGCCUACCCAGCCAGGCCUCGGGCAGGCUCACAACUUUCUCUUACCCAAUCUGGGGGUUCUGGUUCCCCACAACGUCUGUCUGUCCACAAGAGCACUCAUUCUCUGCACUCUGGCACACUCACGCGUGAGUCUCGACCCCUUUCAGCCUCACAGCCCUCACUGCCUCAGGGGGCGUCACAGCUCCGCAGUCCACCAGCUCCUCCUGCUACAACUGGCAGCUUAACCUCUCCGGUGGCCAAAGGAGGUUUGGGACCACAGGCUGGUCCAAGAGUACCUGCCCCUGCAAGACUUGCGCUCUCCCAUCAGUUGUCCUCUUCUGGUACAGUUGGUGGUGUCUCGGACUCUGCAGUAGGGACAUCGUUAGGAGGCAGGAAAGAUUCUGUGGUUAGUGCCCCAGAUUCUGACCCUGUUAGGGGACGGCUGUCUGCAAACUUGUGACUGAUGGGUGUACACGUUCCCUCACUCAAAUGGGUAGGUAAUGGAUGGUGCACAGUUGUUAUUAAGAUAGAAAAUAUAAUGUGCCCUCCUAGCCAUCUCUGUGCCACUUUAUUAAUAACUCUACUUGUUUAAAGAUUAGUAGCCAUACCUUUCCUCUGGAGUGGGGGUAUUAAUAUGUGGAAGUUACAAGAGAACUAGCAGUUAGAUCAGUAAAUGCCACUUCAGAAAGCAAUCCGCCACAUAACUCCUCCAGUGUUUACAAAAGUAGGAAAAUGCAGCACUGUUCAAUGUCACAGAUCUACCUAGAGCUCUGCAUUGAAAUGAAGAAGAGUGCAAAUCUUCUGAGGGUCUAAGGCAGCUGGUCUGCUGUCAGAAGGAAAGAGACUGCUGGUAUUUACUACUGAGUUUUUUUUUAGUUAUUUAAAUUAUAUAUAUAUAUAUACACACAUAUCAAAAACUCUUUCGCUGGUAGAUCCUCACUCUGAAUUCGCAAAUUGAAAAAGCUACAACGAAUAUUACUUAUGCCCAAAGCAAGCCAAUUUCGUUAUGCAAACUGCAGGCAGUUUGACCUAGCUAUUGGUCCUUUCCAGGACUUUAACUACCCAGUGACAGUGUCACCUAUGGAUGUCAUGAUAAGCACCUAUAUUUAUAUAACCAUGCAUACAUUUAUUUUAGUUUGUAAUCAUGUUUUAUUUAGGAGGAGGUAAAUUUUUUUGUGUUAUGUCACCAUUUGUGCCCCCAUUUCCUUUCAGUGAGCAAAUCACCAACUGAAUAUAGGGAUUCAAAUUAGGCACUGCAAGUCCCAGUGACACACUACAUACUAUUAAUUGUAUUGACAGCAGUAACACUGCAUGUGGCUGUUGUAAAAAA